UCUUUGACAUCGCUUUGUACUGUUUUUAAGGUAACUCUGAAGGAGACUCCGCAGUUGCAAGGGAACAUCCUCGAGAGACUCCUGAAGAAUGUUCCUCAUCGAUCUGCAGCGAAAAUGCACUCGGAAACGGCAGUGGAAACAGCUGUGGAAGCUACCUGGGACCUGGACGCUUCCCCAAAGCCUGCUUCCAGGGAUCUAACCCUUCUGGGUUCCUUGGAUGAGCUGAGGGAACUCGCUGGAAACCGCAACGUUGGGCUACCGCUGGAGGAGGUGCUUCGGCACCUACAGGAGAGCCAAAGUAGAAAAGACAUUGAGGACAUAGAGAGGGCAACGCGGGAUCAGGCAAAAUCCAGCCUCUGGAUGCGCCACAGAGUGGGUAUGAUAACUGCGUCCGUCGCAUACAGCGUAUAUUCGCGAGUGAAAACACUCAGAACGAGGAUGGGUCCGCAUGACCCGAGACCCCUGUUAAGAAAGAUCCUAAGGCAAACGAAUGUCCGAACGGCUGCAAUGCGUCGGGGCAGUGAUCUAGAAGGCCCUGGGAAGAAGUGCUAUGAGGAGAAGCACUCUCAGCAUGAGGACUUGGUUGUGAGAGGGUGCGGGUUGUUUGUCAUGGAGGGACGGCCCUACAUUGGUGCAAGUCCAGAUGGACUGGUAGAGUGCAAGUGUUGUGCCAACCGAGUGCUCGAAGUAAAAUGCCCAGAGAUAAUGAAAAAGUUUUUGCAAGAGAACGUAGAGAAGAGCACGGACAACACUCCUUUAAAGCUGAAGCGCACAAGCCCACACUUUUGCCAAGUGCAGGUGCAGAUGGGGCUGACAGGAGUAAAGCAUGGAGACCUGUUUGUCUACAUCAGUGACGAAGAGUAUGAAUGCAUCUCUGUAGACUUUGAUGAAGAAUUCUUCAGGGAUGUAGUUGAGAGGUCCACAUAUUUUUUUGAGAAGUAUGUGCUGCCAAGAUGGUUUGCGUGGUCUAAGGGGAAUUUUCUCACUUUAACUCAUUCCUUAGAAUUAAUACAAUGA
Messenger RNA from Ixodes scapularis (black-legged tick), 1017 nucleotides. RefSeq lists its product as uncharacterized. NCBI's taxonomy places the organism in Eukaryota, Metazoa, Arthropoda, Arachnida, Ixodida, Ixodidae. The record is from RefSeq and is a predicted model, not a curated record. The annotation marks the transcript as partial. The transcript is spliced from 2 exons.